UUGAUCUUAAAAAGGCCUUUUCGCGGGAAUCACUAAAAUUUCGUUCAAAGUGUUGCUUGCGUUGUCCAAAAUUACAAGCUUUCUGUUAAUUUAAUUUAAAAUAGUUAAAUUUCUCAACAAGAUGACCUGCAAUAAACACUUCUUCAUACUCAAAGAUCUCGCCGAAAGCGAGUCCGACGACCAGCUGCAGAUUAUCACGCUGCGCAACCCGGCCACCGGCAAGCCCACAAAGUACCUGCUCCGCAACGAUGAUCAGGAUCUGUACGAACUCAACUGUUUCUCCGAAUCGAACCGGUCUUGGUUCAUCAACGAGUCCGUGUGUUCGAAUGGAAAAAUAUUCCUCCCGACGCGGAUUGAUCCGCUGUUUCUGGCGAUCCCCUAUCUGGAGAAGAACUGCGACGGCAAAGCGGUUCCGCUCGAUCAUAUUCUCGUCGACGAUGAGUUUCCCCACACGAGCCGGCUGGUAAAACCCUGCUCCCGAUCCGGACAGCUGGCCUUGAUUUCGGACGAGAAACGAGCCGGCGAUAUUUGCGCCUACAAGUACAACGAAGACAAACUAAUGGAUUGGCUUCGGCGGAAGUGCAUCCGGCUUGAGCAAGCACUGGGAAAGGAGCGGAAAUUUUCCCGGUCUCAUAAUUUCAUCAAAGAGGAAAAGGAAAACGAGCGGGAGGUUGGUGAGAUGCUACAGUAUGCUCAUGGUAUUGUGUCGGAUUAUCUGAGCCUGGAACACAGCAAGAAGCUGAGCACUGCCGUGGGGAUUCCAGAGGAAAAGGUUCAGAACAAACGGAAAUCUACCGCCGAGUUAGAAGUAAGCCAAAUUAAAAAGAUCAAGAAGGAGGAAAUCCACGAGACGACACCGAUUAAGCCCGUGGAGAAGAAGGUAAGUGCCAAAUCGAAGGCUUUGGCUAAGGCGGCUUCGGGGACGAAAAGUAUUGCCAGUUUCUUCAAGAAAUAAUUGGGGACUGUUGAUUUUUAUGUUUGCGUAAUUGUGGUUCAAUCGUUUAUUCGCUAAUUAACCUAGAGAAUAAAUUAAGAAUAGAUUAAGCUACCGGAAAUGUUCAAUAUUGAA
Aedes albopictus (Asian tiger mosquito) is the source of this 1069-nucleotide messenger RNA. RefSeq names its product ribonuclease H2 subunit B. The record is from RefSeq and is a predicted model, not a curated record. The coding region runs from base 122 to 955 and encodes 277 amino acids. Gene Ontology annotation, biological process: RNA catabolic process. The transcript has 2 exons. Gene Ontology annotation, cellular component: nucleoplasm; ribonuclease H2 complex. NCBI's taxonomy places the organism in Eukaryota, Metazoa, Arthropoda, Insecta, Diptera, Culicidae.